AUGGAAAGAAUAAUACUAUACGAAGAACUGAGGUUAAUAGAGAGAAACGAAUCUGAAAUCAACGUGGUAUGGAAAGGUGCACAGAUACUUUUAUUUUUCUUGGCGUUCGUCUUCGGCUCGUUCUGUACAUUCUGUUUCCACAUGUUGAUGUACUUGUUCGACGACAAAUGUGUUCUCUUCCCUAAGCUGUUGUCUCUUUCAUCAGUGCGUUAUAGCUUAAUUUCUGAAUUUACACCAGCCGACAUAGAUGAACAUUUACCAGUGGAUUUUGUAAGCACGCAAUGGGUAGAGAAAAGUGCUUGCCAUUUACCCACAUAUGUUCCGCUAGUUUCCGGAAUAUUCGGCUUAGUUUGGACCACCAUGUUUUUGAUGUGUUCUACUGGCAGCCGAACUCUGACUGGUCUCCAGCGACCGUGGCGCGUUUUGCUACCGGUGAUUUUAUUCUCAUUGUCCAUGGGAGGACUCUGCACUUACACAUCAAUUGUCACUCAUUCGGGCCUAAAGGAACUUUGUGUCAAGCUCGGCGAAAUAACCGGCAGUCCCACGUGUACUUAUACAAUAAACGUGGCGACAUUAGCGUAUGAACGUCGGAUCCGUGGCGUGUAUCAAGCAACACAACUCACCAUCGCUACAGCCUGGAUGCAUACAGCAUGCUGGCUUCUAUCUGCUUUUUUGGCCCUGACAAGAGUGCUCUUGGCCGUCGACUUCCAACUUGUGCGUGUCAAAGCAGAGCUCAUUGGAAAUAUUGAUAAGAUGAUGGAAAUGAAUGAGAAACAUGUUCGUACGGUAUCUCCGGAUUGUUGGGCCAACGAUAAAAGCGAAUACGAUGCCUCCGAACGUCAUAUUUCUAGAAGCAGCACUAAAAUCCAUUUCAAAAACAAUGACUUCAAGGUCGAUGAAGAUUCAAUUCCUGACAGCACUAAUGAUUCUACAAACACAGAAAGGGAUGUUAUAUACUUCGCGGCUCCCUACGAUGUACUCACGUCGGAAAUGUCCUUGGUACCGGCCGAAAAGAAUAGGCUAGCCCUCCGUUCUGCGUAUAAGACGGUCGCGAAAGACAAAAAAUUCAUUGUUAAAAUUGUUUACAAUCUCUUGGAGUCAAUUGAAUACCCUGAAAUUAUGUCCGGCGAAAGUGAAAGCACUUCUAGUCGUACUCCUGAAACGUACACCAAAUCUGAAGAUGACAGUGAACUAAUAAUACCAAGGCAAUAUGGACAGGAGAAGAUAAACUUUGAAGCCUCUAAAAAACACAUCAAAGAAAAACGUGAACUGACAGAAAUCGAACUAUUCGAAGCCGAAAAAAUUGCUAAUGAAAUCAAACAGAAGUUACAAGAGAAAUUGAAUCAGGGCAUCAUUAGUUUGCAUACGUCCGAAAAUACUUCUAAAGAAAAAGUCAGUCAAACUCUCUCAGAAACUCCGUCAAAAAAUGACAAACCCUUAAAGUCAAGUCUUAAAAACGUUUGUCAACAAACUUGCAGGUCGACAAGAAAGAAAACAACAAAAGUCCAAAUAUUUGAUUCUGCAUCUACAGAAAGUGACUCGACUCAGUCCUCUGAUGUUCAGGAAGUUGAUAAAUCAACACAAACACACCCAAAAGAAAAACAAGAUUAA
Molecule: messenger RNA, 1611 nt
Organism: Bombyx mandarina (wild silkworm)
Lineage: Eukaryota; Metazoa; Arthropoda; Insecta; Lepidoptera; Bombycidae
Source: RefSeq, a predicted model, not a curated record